Myxocyprinus asiaticus (Chinese sucker) is the source of this 3087-nucleotide messenger RNA. Its product is annotated as protein PRRC1-like. Gene Ontology annotation, molecular function: protein kinase A regulatory subunit binding. Gene Ontology annotation, cellular component: cytoplasm. Gene Ontology annotation, biological process: activation of protein kinase A activity. Bases 463 to 1671 code for a protein of 402 amino acids. The transcript has 8 exons. Lineage: Eukaryota; Metazoa; Chordata; Actinopteri; Cypriniformes; Catostomidae. The record is from RefSeq and is a predicted model, not a curated record.
GAAAACAGCAGUUCUGUAAAUGAGCGCAUGUAUUAUUAUUUUUUUAUUUUUUCCUUUUUCACCCAAUUUGGAAUGCCCAAUUCCCAAUGCGCUUUUAAGUCCUCGUGGUCGCGUAGUGAUUCGCCUCAAUCGGGGUGGCGGAGGACGAAUCCCAGCUGCCUCUGUGUCUGAGACCGUCAUCUUAUCACAUGGCUUGUUGAGCGCGUUGCCACGGAGACAUAGCGAGUGUGGAGGCUUCACGCCAUCCACCACAGCAUCCACGCUCAUCUCACCACGUGCCCCACCGAGAGCGAGAACCACAUUAUAGCGACCACAAGGAGGUUACCCCAUGUGACUCUACCCUCCCUAGCAACCGGGCCAAUUUGGUUGCUUAGGAGACUUGGCUGGAGUCACUCAUCAUGCCCUGGGAUUCGAACUAGCCAGCGUCUUUUACCACUGAGUGGACUAAAGCACUGAACUGGUAUGUGCAGUCCUCUGAUGCUCCCCAGCUCCUCUGGUGUGUCCAGUUUUGCUCCAGGAGGUUUCUCUAGUCCUGUUCCACCAGUGCAGACAUCAGCUCCUCCUCUCUCUUUCAGCUCAGUAUCAUCUCCUCUGGGUCUGAGUGCUCCGUACAGCAGCCCUGUCACCCCGUACUCCGCCUCUGCCGCCCCUCCCCUCAACCCCACUGCCCUGCCCGGCCCCGCCCUGUCUGCCCCUCCUGUCGGCCCACCCACCACUGGCUUCUCUGUGAGUGUAGGAUAUGAUAUCACACGUGGCCAUGCUGGGUGCACCCCUCAGACGCCACUGAUGCCCAGUUUUACCAGCACCUCACCCGUGCCAGGCAUUGUCUCUAAUCCCAUGAUGCAGCAGCCAAUGUCUGGAAGUUUAGAUGUCAGCUCCCCCAUCACAUUCCCUGAAGACACUGAAGAUCCCAGAGUGACCCCAGACAGCAGCUCUACUGGAGGAUUAUGGGGCUUCUUCAAGGGUGUAGCUGGUAACCCGAUGGUCAAAACAGUACUGGAUAAAACCAAACACUCAGUGGAGUCCAUGAUCACCACACUAGAUCCUGGAAUGGCUCCUUACAUAAGUGUUGCUGUGGUGUGUGUGUCAGAGUCAGGAGGUGACGUGGACAUCGUGGUGACGUCAAAUAAGGAGGUGAAGGUGGCAGCAGUGCGGGAGGCAUUUCAGGAGGUGUUUGGUUUGGCAAUGGUGACAGGAGAGACGGGUCAGUCGAACAUUGCCCCACAGCCAGUGGGCUACGCUGCAGGACUCAAGGGAGCUCAAGAGCGCAUUGACAGUCUGCGUCGUGCUGCAGUCAUUCAUGAGAAGCAGCCUGUGGUUUCUGUGGAGAACUUCAUCGCUGAACUCUUUCCUGAGAAGUGGUAUGAUAUCGGCUGUGUGAUAUUAGAUGAUCCUGGCAAUGGCAUUCACAUUGAAACAUUCACUCAAGCAACACCUGUGGCCCUGGAACACAUUCAACAGGCUCAGUCUCUGACUCCUCCAGACUAUCCUCUGCACUGGUCUGGUCUACUGGUGACCGUCGGGGAGGUUCUGGAGAGAAACGUACCAAACAUCAGCCGCACAGACUGGCAUCAGUCCUUCUCUGGUGUGUCCCGCAGACAGAUGAUCUACUGCACUGCUAAAGCUUUGGCUGGAAUGUAUAAACUGCGACUGCCCGCCAGGACUAUGUGAAUGCACCAGGACACUGUCUAGCAGACAGCUGAUGAAAAGGAAUGUUUGGUUUAUUUCUGCAGCAGGCUUCAAAUAAACCAAGUUACAUUGAAGACUUACACACAACUAUUGAUUUAUCUUUUAAAUUAUUGAUUAAAUCUAAUAUCAAAUUAGUUUUUCCCUUGAUUAUAUGAGUUUGAUUGAUGUUAAUAAUUGACAACCUCCCUUUUCUUUAAGCGCAGUCCGUAAAUGUAAAUAGUAAAUAGAGUAAAACUGAAAACAAAUGUUAGUGUUAGCUCUUGUGUCCUAACCAGGCAAGUAAUUAGAUCGGUCUCUUUCAUUUAAAUAUGAGUUUUUGUCUUAAUCAGUUUGUGACCACAUCAAACAACAGGACUUUUUGCCAAUCGGCCACUGUGAACUCUCAUUAAUCCAAAAUCCCACUCAUAACUGUAUAUUAAAGUCACGCAACAGUUUCACGUUCAGUCUGAAGACGUGUCUGGUUAGGAUGCGGUGUUAGAUUUGCCUCAUAUAACGUGUUUACAUUUAAAAAGAAAAGAAAAACAAAUACCAUCACCCUUUUGAAUGUGGAGGUGUUUAAAUUGAACCAUCGAAAUUUAUUAUCAUUGUGAUAUUAUUUUGAAGUAAUGGCUUUUGAUUUUUUUAUUGUAUUUCCUUCAUAGCCUUAUCAGUGUCAAACAGUAUGAUUUUUUUUUCUAUGUUAGCCAGCACUAACUGUGGUCAAAUUAAAUCAGAUUGUUGGUAGAAGUAUCUUUGAUCCAUAUACACACAAACCAGUUAUUAUGAAUGUUGUUACAUGAAACAUUUAGUCUGUUUAAAUAAUUCAGAUAGACCGUGUAGCAGUUUUAAAGAUCAACUAAGUUAAAGCUCAAAAUCAGAUGUUUCACAGGGUGACAGAACACACUGAUCUGAGCAUGACCUCUGAGUGACCUGAUGUGUAGCACAUGAUGUCGAAGACAAAGCUGUGCUGGACCGUAAGAGUUCAUGAAUAUUUUCCAAAAUCUACAGCUGUCUUUUAUAUGUUUAAUAUUUCUCCAGAACAACUGUGGAUGAUUUUAUGGUGUUUUACAAACGUGCCUUUGACCAGCAGAAAAGUAAAAUAUAUUUUUAUUAAAGCAACAUGUUCCUCUCUUGUGUUUGUGUGCUUUAGAAAUUAUUCGCCCCAACAGUUUUCUCCUUUUACAGAUUUCUAAUUCAAGCAUAUUUAAAAUGUUUGUCUUUUUCUGUGAUGUUAAUAAUAUGACUUCUCAAGUAUGUGGUUUUAUUUUAACCUAAACUGUGUAGUGUUCAAUAAGCAACCUCAUGUUCAUUUCAGAUUCACUAGUGUUUGAUCACAUUAUAAAUAUCUAUUGCUGAGUUUUUCAUUUAUUUUUAUAUGAAUUUUGGGAUAUUACAUAAAUAAAAUGUGCAUUAAAAAUG